Molecule: messenger RNA, 2449 nt
Organism: Chaetomium strumarium
Lineage: Eukaryota; Fungi; Ascomycota; Sordariomycetes; Sordariales; Chaetomiaceae
Product: mitochondrial carrier domain-containing protein
Exons: 7
Coding region: 1-1959 (652 amino acids)
Biological process (GO): ATP transport; ADP transport; transmembrane transport
Molecular function (GO): ATP transmembrane transporter activity; calcium ion binding
Source: RefSeq, a predicted model, not a curated record
AUGAAGAUCUCUGAUGUCGUCUCAGAGCUAGAGGUGGAGAUGGAGGAGCCGCAGAACCAGCGCGACAAGCGCGUCGAGGAGCUCUGGAGGAAGCUCGACCCUGCUGGACACGGGGAGCUCGACUUCAAGGGGUUGCAGAAGGGUUUGAAGCGGAUCGACCACCCUUUGAAGAACGCCGAUCAGAUGCUCAAGGGCAUUAUUAGCAUGGUCGACACGAGCGGCGACGGCAAGAUUCAGUAUGAAGAAUUCCGCGUCUUCGUCGAGGCCGCCGAGAGGCAGCUGCUCCUGCUGUUCCGGUCCAUCGACCGCGACAAGGACGGCCGGCUGAACAAGCAGGAGCUUCACGCUGCCUUCGAGCGCGCUGGACUAUCGGUUCCGAUGAGACGGCUGUCGGGCUUUUUUGACGAGAUCGACAUGAACAAUGACGGCUUCAUCACCUUUGAAGAGUGGCGUUGUUUAUUCAAGGAGUCCCGCUUCGUGAGUCCUGUCUUCAUGCUUUUGCAUGUGAUGGAUUUCCUAUUGUUUAUGCCCACCAACCACAACGGGUCUCCCUUGGAGGCUGCGCUCUCGUUCUAUUCCUCUAUUGUCACGGUCAGCUCGGAGGGCGAUUCGCUGGUCAGUGAUGAGACACUAGAGGGUCUAGGUACGGCCGGCUUCCUUCUUCAAGCUCUUUUUGGUUCGCUUCUCAAAAUCGCGAACCCGGACAUGAUCUACUCUCGGCGGCGCUCCCCGGACGCAACCCGCCUGACGACCUCUGGAUCGCCUCAAUCCCUCUUCGGCAACGACCAGAAACCGGAACUGCCCGCCGACAUGGCCGCUUCUGCUGCAGCCGUCCGCUACGGGCCCGUUGUCACCGGCCCCUCGCAAGUCCUCCCCCACGCAGCAGUCAAGCGACCUAUUCUGCAAUACGAGGGCGCGCAGCAGUCUGACGCUCAAGAAUUUUCUGAUGUUAUCGAGGAGGACGAGGCGAGCGCAGCCAUCAGACUGACAGAUCUGCUCCCUGAACCAGGAUAUUUUCUUGCCGGUGCCGUUUCGGGGGCUGUGUCGCGAACUGCUACCGCGCCACUGGAUCGUUUGAAAGUCUACCUUCUCGUUAGCACGAAGACCAGAACUGUGAAUGCGGCUAUUGCCGCUGCGAAAGACGGCCGCCCUGUUGCCUCGCUGCGGCAUGUGGGCGGGCCCAUCAUUGAGGGUAUUCUGACCCUGUGGAAGGCCGGUGGGCUGCGCACUUUCUUCGCAGGAAACGGCCUCAAUGUUGUCAAAAUUAUGCCGGAGUCUGCUAUUCGGUUUGGCUCCUACGAAGCCUCAAAGCGGUUUCUCGCAGCAUAUGAGGGUCACAAUGAUCCUACACAGAUCAGCACCGUCUCGAAGUUCGUCGCCGGUGGCGUCGGCGGCAUGACUGCGCAGUUCUGCGUGUACCCCAUCGACACCCUCAAAUUCCGACUGCAAUGUGAAACCGUUCAGGGCGGGCCUCAGGGCAAUGUUCUGCUCUUCCGUACGGCCAAGAAGAUGUGGGCAGAUGGUGGUCUCCGCGCAGCGUACCGCGGCCUUGGACUCGGACUUAUCGGCAUGUUUCCCUACAGCGCCAUCGACAUUGGUACCUUUGAGCUUCUCAAGAAGUCGUACAUUCGUGCGAUGGCGAAAUACUACGGCAUUCACGAAGAUGAUGCGCAUCUCGGCAAUGUUGCCACGGCAGUUUUAGGCGCGAGCUCGGGAGCGCUGGGCGCUACCAUCGUUUAUCCGCUUAAUGUCCUCCGUACGCGGCUGCAGACUCAGGGCACUGCCAUGCACCCGCCUACAUACACGGGCAUAGCCGAUGUGGCAACCAAGACGAUCCGCAACGAGGGCGUGCGCGGUCUCUACAAGGGCCUGACGCCCAACCUGCUCAAGGUGGCGCCGGCCCUGAGCAUCACUUGGGUGUGCUAUGAGAACAUGAAGCGUCUUCUGGGGCUGAAUUGAGGGUGACAUGGUUCCGCACAAAAGAAAGGAGUUGGGUAUGGAAGGCCGUGCCGCUUCGCCGCCCUGCCCGCGUAGGACGUCGUGCAGUACCGGUGAUGGGCUGUGGAGGACAGAGGCGAAGCUUUAGCAUCUACGUUGGCGUCAGGGUGAUUGGGAAGCGCUUGGCCCAUUGCAAAUUUUGCAUCUUUUGAAGGCCACCAUGGCCGCGGCGUUUGGUUUGGCGGCUACCGAAGAUACCAGUUAGAGGGCCAACGGGAGCCUGCAGGCACAGAGCCUUGGAUGCACUCGGUAAUUCCAAGGAGGUGAUAGCUGAGAUGACGACGAGGACAUACUACCUCGGUGACUAGUCGGAGAUGGAGACUUAGAGGUUUCCCACGGCGCCGGUGAUCAAAUCACUUAUCCGUAACCUGCCUCGUCAGCCCUCGCACUCCUCCCAUCCAUAACCGCGUCCCACUUAACCAAAAUGCCAAAUACAUAAGCUGGAAGGGUG